CCCACUGAGCCUCCGAAUCUAGAAAUAUGGAGAAUGCUAUCUGCAAAACCAGUGAAUCAGAGGAAGACUAUGGGGAGGAAGAGGAGUCAGAGGAGGAAAGUGUUAAAAGGGGCACAGGCCCCUCUAAUGCUUCGCAGCAGGGCAACACAGAGGCAGGUGGGAAUGGGGCCCCCUCUUCCACUGUCAAAAAGCUUCAGAAGAAAACGGCAGCCCCCUCUGAGCCAGAGGACUCAGAUGUGGGGAAGAAAAAGAGACGGCGGAAACGAAGGCUCUUGACUAUCAACCUGACCAAUUGCAAGUAUGAAAGUGUUCGACGAGCAGCUCAGCUCUGUGGCCUGAAGGAGGUGGGGGAGGAUGAGGAAUGGACAGUGUACUGGACUGACUGUUCUGUCUCACUGGAGCGUGUUAUGGACAUGAAGAGGUUUCAGAAAAUCAACCACUUUCCAGGAAUGACAGAAAUAUGUCGCAAAGAUCUACUAGCCCGAAAUCUCAACCGCAUGCACAAGCUCUAUCCUUCCGAGUACAACAUCUUCCCCCGGACCUGGUGCCUCCCUGCAGACUAUGGGGAUUUUCAGAACCAUGGACGUCAACGGAAAACCCGUACUUAUAUCUGUAAGCCAGACAGUGGUUGCCAGGGACGUGGCAUCUUCAUCACCCGAAAUCCUCGGGAGAUCAAACCAGGAGAGCAUAUGAUCUGUCAGCAGUACAUAUCCAAGCCCUUCCUCAUUGAUGGCUUCAAGUUCGAUAUGAGAAUCUAUGUCCUGAUCACCUCCUGUGACCCACUGCGUGUCUUCAUGUAUGAAGAAGGCUUAGCCCGCUUUGCUACCAUGCCCUACAUGGAACCCAGCAUCAGCAAUCUGGAUGAUGUCUGCAUGCACCUGACCAACUAUGCCAUCAACAAACACAAUGAGAAUUUUGUCCGAGAUGAGACUAUAGGCAGCAAGAGGAAGCUGUCAACACUCAAUACCUGGCUGAGGGACCACAGCUACGAGCCAAGAGAACUGUGGGGGGACAUCGAGGACAUCAUCAUCAAGACCAUAAUCUCCGCUCAUUCCGUCCUUCGACACAACUAUCGAACCUGCUUUCCACAAUAUUUGGGUAGUGGUACUUGUGCCUGCUUUGAGAUCCUUGGCUUUGAUAUCUUACUGGACCACAAGCUGAAGCCCUGGCUGCUAGAGGUAAAUCACUCUCCGAGCUUCACCACAGACUCAUGCCUUGACCGGGAAGUGAAGGAUGCACUUCUUGGUGAUGCCAUGAACCUUAUCAACCUACGAGGCUGUGACAAGAAGAAGGUACUAGAAGAGGAUAAGCGGAGAGUUAAGGAGAGGCUUUUCCAGUGUCAUCAGCAACCACGGGAAUCCCGGCGAGAACAAAUGGAGUCAUCAAAUGCAGCAAUGCUGGACCAGGAGAGAUAUGAGAACUCCCACCUGGGUGGCUACCGGCGUAUCUACCCUGGGCCAGACACUGAAAAGUAUGCACCCUUCUUCAAGCACAACGGCUCCCUUUUCCAGGAGACUGCUGCCUCCAAAGCAAGGGAAGAAUGUGCCAGGCAGCAACUGGAGGAGAUCCGCCUGAAGCAGGAACAGCUUGAAGCCACAGGCAACAACAAGAAGAGGAAAGAAAAUAAGGAUGUCAACCAGGGCGAAUCAGCAGGAGAGAAGAACAGGUCCAGGCUGCCAGCAGUGCAGGUGGACACCAUGCAGCCUCAAGAAAUUGUCGAAGAGGAGGAGCUGGAGCGGAUGAAGUCCCUUCUCCAAAGGGAGAAUCUUAUUCGUAGUCUGGGUAUUGUAGAUCAGCUUACGCGUAUGCUACACCCCACUCAACGAUCCCAGAACAAAUUCCCUACAAAUCGGGCUAGAUUUCACCAGGAUGGACUUGGCAACCGAGAUGUGCAGUCUGUGAAUCUCGUACCUUUGUCCCUUCUAAGAGAAGGGUCCGUCACAGAACUUGGCCCUAACUUCAUACAACCGGUCCGAACUCACACAUUCAUCCCCAACAUCCUGGGUCCACUGUCAAACAUGAGAGCAACCAUCCCCCACCCCUCCCAGUGCCAGCUGCAGCCAAAGAACCUCAACUGGUUAGGUACCUCUUCUACAGGCAGUGGUUCCUGCUCACUUACAAUGAAGAAGUCAGGCAGACGUUAUUUUUCCAGUGCUCGAGGCAAGCAUGAUAGCCAAGGCCAAACAAACAGAAGGCUGGAAGCCAUGAACCGGGCACUGGCAGGAUCAGUGCCGCCCUCCCUAACCCCAAGGCAGGGCUACCUUCUGCACCCCGAGAGAGAGGCAAGUGACUCCUGGGCUGGCUGUAGCUUGCCCUCCAUGUCGGAGUCCCGGCACCGAGCCACAACCCGCGAGCUGACGCUGUGUCCUGCCUCAGCCCCACUUCUGCAGCACCCCAACGCACUGGGUCUCCUCAACAUCAGCCACCACAGAACUCUAAAACAACAGAAGAAAGAGAUUCAAUUCCAGAAAAUCCGCAGACAGAUGGAAGCCUCAGGUGCCCCACAAAGGACCCUGAGUAGAAAUGCCAUGGAGCAGAUCCGGUAUUUACACAAGGAAUUCUCUGAGGACUGGUCAGUUCCCAGAUUAGCUGAAGGCUUUGGAGUCAGCACUGAUGUGAUCAGAAGGGUUUUAAAGAGUGUGGCCCGCAUAUUAACCCACGAGGCGGGAGUUACGGACAUCACGGUGCUGCAGGCUGCCUUGCUUCACGACACUGUGGAAGACACAAACACCACCUUGGAGGAGGUGGAGGAACAUUUUGGGCCAGAGGUGAGGCGCAUCGUGGAUGAAGUGACAGAUAACAAGGCGCUGCCCAAGCUGGAGCGAAAACGACUGCAGGUGGAGAACGCUGCGCACAGCAGCCGGGGUGCCAAGCUGGUGAAACUGGCAGAUAAGUUGUACAACCUUCGGGACCUAAACCGUUGCACCCCCAAAGGAUGGUCUGAACAAAGGGUUCAGGAGUACUUUGAGUGGGCAGCACAAGUGGUAAAGGGCCUUCAAGGCACCAGCCCCCAGAUGGAAGGGGCACUGCAGAAACUAUUCCUAGAACGAGGAUUGUCGAUGUGAGCAGCAGGAAGAAACUGGAAACGUUGUCAAGACUUCAGCCAUAUAUAGGCCAAGAAGAGGAUUGGAAAAUCUGUUCUGAAAUUUGUUUUUGUUACAAUAUUGACGUCCCCAAGGCAUAGUGAUACCUUUAACAGAAGAUGACAAACAAGGAAGGACUCCUGUUUUCCUUCCUGCUACCUGAGCUAAACACUGAUUUGUGAAAAUUAAAUUAGAAUGUUUUUUAUUUCUAAUGUAACUCUAUAAUACACAGUGACCUUGGAGACUGCUUCUCUGGGUCUGUGUGCAUCUUUCUAAAAUGGGUUCACCAAUCAUACUGGAAAUAUUAAAACACUGAUUUUUGUGUGUGAUUUCUUUUAUAAAUCCACUGAAAAUAAAAAAGGCCUGCAGAAAUACUUAUAA
Messenger RNA from Dromiciops gliroides (monito del monte), 3464 nucleotides. Its product is annotated as guanosine-3',5'-bis(diphosphate) 3'-pyrophosphohydrolase MESH1-like. Gene Ontology annotation, molecular function: tubulin-glutamic acid ligase activity; guanosine-3',5'-bis(diphosphate) 3'-diphosphatase activity; tubulin binding. Gene Ontology annotation, biological process: microtubule cytoskeleton organization; protein polyglutamylation. The record is from RefSeq and is a predicted model, not a curated record. The coding region runs from base 27 to 3065 and encodes 1012 amino acids. The transcript is spliced from 20 exons. Gene Ontology annotation, cellular component: cilium. NCBI's taxonomy places the organism in Eukaryota, Metazoa, Chordata, Mammalia, Microbiotheria, Microbiotheriidae.